Molecule: messenger RNA, 1114 nt
Organism: Ceratotherium simum simum (southern white rhinoceros)
Lineage: Eukaryota; Metazoa; Chordata; Mammalia; Perissodactyla; Rhinocerotidae
Source: RefSeq, a predicted model, not a curated record
GCGGGGCUGGGAGCUCCCGGAGGCUGCCCCGAUGCCCCUGCACAAGGUCCCCGUCCGCCUGUGGCAGCAGCUCCGGCUGCGGGAGGGCAUCUGCGCGCGCCUGCCCCGCCACUACCUGCGCUCCCUGGAGGAGGCGCGCACGCCCGCUCCCGUGCACUACAGGCCGCACGGGGCCAAGUUCAAGAUCAACCCCAAGAACGGGCAGCGGGAGCGCGUGGAGGACGUGCCCAUUCCGAUUCACUACCCCGCGGAGUCCCAGCGGGGGCUCUGGGGCGGUGAGGGCUGGAUCCUGGGCCACAGAUACGUCAACAACGACAAGCUCUCGAAGAGGGUAAAGAAGGUGUGGAAGCCACAGCUGUUCCAGCGCGAGCUCUACAGUGAGAUCCUGGACACAAAGUUCACCGUGACCGUGACCAUGCGGACCCUGGACCUCAUCGAUGAGGCCUAUGGGUUUGACUUCUACAUCCUCAAGACCCCGAAGGAAGAUUUGUGCUCCAAGUUCGGGAUGGACCUGAAGCGAGGGAUGCUGCUGCGGCUUGCCCGACGGGACCCUCAGCUGCACCCGGACGACCCUGAGAGGAGGGCGGCCAUCUACGACAAGUACAAGGAGUUUGUCGUCCAGGAGGCGGAGGCCGAGUGGGUCGGCCUGACGCUGGAGGAGGCUGUGGAGAAGCAGAGGCUUCUGGAGGAGAAGGACCCUGUCCCUCUGUUCAAGGUCUUCGUGGAGUUGCUGAUCAAGCGGCUUCAGCAGGAGGCACUGUCUGAGCCGGUGGUGGUGCGAAGAGACCAGCGAGAAGUGACCGCGUAGUGCCCCAGGCCUGAUGGCCAGGCUCAGCCCAGCCCCUUGCCCUUUGGCACCGUGGACACAGAGCCUGUGGUGGUGGCAUUGGCCACUCGUGGGCAGUGGGUGAACCUGUUAUUGUGUGUGCUGGCCGUGCAGCUCCUGGGGUGGGGAGGGCUUUGUGGAGGUCCCUGGGGGCCUCUUGUCUCAGCAUCCCUAGAUCCCUGGGGCCUCCUUGCUGCCUCUGUGGUCCAUGCUCCGUCCUGCAGCGGAGGCCCCGCUGAGGUGGGGUCACACACUCUGGGGGCAGCUCGAGUAAAGUCUGAGCAGGGC